UCUUUUCCCCAUCGCAAACCAAUCUGCUCGGGGUCCGGGCUGCCGCCGCCGCCGCCGCGCGCGUGUGGGGGAGGGAGGAGGAGGUGGGGAUGGACGAGCGGUUCCCUUACUCGCCGGCCGAGACGGCCAAGGUGGAGCUCGUGCAGUUCGGCGUGCUCAGCCCCGACGAGAUCAGGCAAAUGUCGGUGGCGCAAAUAGAAUCUGCAGAGAUUAUGGAGAAGGGGAAGCUGAAAACCGGUGGGCUUAGUGACCCUCGGAUGGGGACUGUCGAUCGAAAAAUCAAGUGCGAGACAUGCAUGGCUGGGAUGGCAGAGUGCCCAGGCCACUUUGGUCACCUUGAACUCGCCAAGCCGAUGUUCCACAUUGGCUUUAUCAAGACUGUACUUUCUAUCAUGCGCUGUGUCUGCUUCAACUGCUCCAAGAUCCUCGCUGAUGAGGAUAAUAACAAGUUCAAGCAGGCUCUGAAAAUCAGGAACCCAAAGAAUAGGUUGAGGAGAAUAUAUGAUGCUUGCAAGAGCAAAAAGUUCUGUGGCGGGGAUGACCCUUGUACUCCGGAGCAGAAAGAUACUGAUGAGCCUGUAAAGAAAAGAGGUUGCUGUGGUGCUAUGCAGCCAAAUAUUACAGUUGACGGUAUGAAGAUGGUUGUCGAGUUCAAGGCACCAAAGAAAAAUGACGAUAAAGAGAAAUCCUCUGAGCAAGUGGAAAGAAAGCAGAGUCUCUCUGCUGAGAGGGUCCUUGACGUUCUCAAGCGCAUAAGUGAUGAGGACUGUCUUCUGUUGGGCCUGAAUCCCAAAUUUGCCCGUCCAGAUUGGAUGAUACUCCAGGUUCUUCCAAUUCCUCCACCCCCUGUUAGGCCAUCUGUCAUGAUGGGAACUUCUUCCAGAAGUGAGUUCUUACAGGAUGAUUUGACUCAUCAAUUAGCUAUGAUAAUUCGUUACAAUGAGAACUUGAGAAGGCAAGAGCGAAACGGAGCUCCAGCUCACAUUAUAACAGAGUUUGCUCAAUUGUUGCAAUUUCACAUUGCUACAUACUUUGAUAAUGACCUUCCUGGGCAACCCAGGGCCACACAACGUUCUGGAAGGCCUAUUAAAUCAAUUUGCAGCAGGCUGAAAGCAAAAGAAGGCCGGGUUAGAGGAAACUUGAUGGGGAAACGAGUUGAUUUCUCAGCCCGCACUGUUAUCACACCAGAUCCAAAUAUUAACAUUGAUGAAUUAGGUGUGCCAUGGAGCAUUGCUUUGAACCUGACAUAUCCAGAAACUGUCACUCCAUAUAACAUUGAGAGGUUAAAAGAACUCGUGCAAUAUGGGCCUCACGCUCCCCCAGGGAAGACAGGUGCAAAGUACAUUAUUAGGGAAGAUGGUCAGAGGCUUGAUCUUCGUUAUGUGAAGAAAAGCAGCGACCUGCAUUUGGAGCUUGGUUACAAGGUGGAGAGGCACCUCAAUGAUGGAGAUUUUGUUCUUUUCAAUCGGCAACCAAGUCUACACAAAAUGUCUAUCAUGGGGCAUCGUAUCAAAAUUAUGCCCUACUCAACUUUCCGGUUGAACUUGUCCGUAACUUCACCAUACAAUGCUGAUUUUGAUGGUGAUGAAAUGAAUAUGCAUGUUCCCCAGUCGUUUGAGACCAGAGCUGAAGUUCUAGAGUUGAUGAUGGUGCCAAAAUGUAUUGUGUCUCCACAAUCAAAUAGGCCUGUGAUGGGUAUUGUCCAGGACACGCUGCUUGGAUGUCGCAAAAUCACUAAAAGGGACACUCUCAUUGAUAAGGAUGUAUUUAUGAACAUCUUGAUGUGGUGGGAAGACUUUGAUGGAAAGAUCCCUGCUCCUGCCAUUCUAAAACCAAGGCCUAUUUGGACUGGGAAACAAGUUUUAAGCCUCAUUAUCCCCAAGAAAAUAAAUUUGAUAAGGUUUUCUUCCUGGCAUUCCGAAAAAGAAACAAGAUUCAUUACUCCUGGUGAUACUGUGGUCAGGAUAGAGAAGGGAGAGCUCCUAUCUGGUACACUUUGCAAAAAGACUCUGGGAACUGGCGCUGGAAGUCUGAUUCAUGUUAUUUGGGAAGAGGUUGGUCCAGAUGCUGCACGCAAGUUCUUAGGUCAUACACAGUGGCUUGUCAACUACUGGCUUCUUCAAACUGGUUUCAGUAUUGGAAUAGGAGAUACAAUUGCAGAUGCAGCCACCAUGGAGAAGAUUAAUCAGACAAUUUCCAAAGCUAAGAAUGAUGUGAAGGAGCUUAUUAAACAAGCACAUGACAAGCAAUUGGAAGCGGAGGCAGGACGCACAAUGAUGGAGUCGUUUGAAAAUAAAGUAAACCAGGUUCUCAACAAGGCUCGUGAUGAUGCUGGAAGCAGUGCUCAAAAUAGUUUAUCUGAAAGCAACAAUUUGAAGGCUAUGGUCACUGCAGGCUCAAAGGGCAGUUUCAUUAACAUUUCGCAAAUGGCUGCUUGUGUUGGACAGCAGAAUGUUGAGGGCAAGCGAAUCCCAUUUGGUUUCAGUGGUCGAACAUUGCCACAUUUUACAAAAGAUGACUAUGGUCCUGAAAGUCGUGGAUUUGUGGAGAACUCUUACCUUCGGGGUUUGACACCUCAAGAAUUUUUCUUUCAUGCUAUAGGUGGUAGGGAAGGUCUGAUUGAUACGGCCGUGAAGACUUCUGAGACUGGUUAUAUCCAACGCAGGCUUGUCAAAGCUAUGGAAGACAUCAUGGUGAAAUAUGAUGGUACCGUAAGAAAUUCCUUGGGAGAUGUCAUCCAGUUCCUAUACGGGGAAGAUGGCAUGGAUGCUGUUUGGAUUGAAGAACAGAAGUUGGACUCCUUGCAGAUGAAAAAGGAUGAGUUUGAUAAUUCCUUCCGCUAUGAACUGGAUGAUGAGAACUGGAAGCCUAACUACCUGCUGCCUGUCCAUGUUGAUGAUUUGAAGACAAUCAUUGAAUUCAGGAAUGUGUUAGAGGCAGAGGUUCAGAAGCUAGAAAUUGACCGGUUCCAGCUUGGGACUGAGAUUGCUACAAAUGGUGCUAAUACAUGGCCUAUGCCUGUCAAUCUCAAGCGGCUUAUCUGGAAUGCCCAGAAGACAUUCAAGAUUGACACCAGAACAUGUUCGGACAUGCACCCGAUGGAAAUUGUGGAAGCCAUAGAUAAGCUGCAAGAAAGACUUAAAGUUGUGCAUGGUGAUGAUGCUAUGAGCAUUGAGGCACAGAAGAAUGCAACUUUGUUCUUUAAUAUUCAUCUCCGUGCUACAUUUGCUAGCAAGAGGGUCCUGAACGAAUACAGGCUUACAAGGGAAGCAUUUGAAUGGAUUAUUGAUGAGAUUGUGUCCAGAUUUUCACAGUCUUUGGUGGCCCCUGGUGAAAUGAUUGGAUGUGUUGCUGCACAGUCCAUUGGGGAACCAGCUACUCAAAUGACUCUCAAUACCUUCCAUUAUGCUGGUGUUAGUGCCAAGAAUGUUACUCUUGGAGUUCCCAGGCUGAGAGAGAUCAUUAAUGUUGCCAAGAAGAUAAAAACACCAUCGUUGUCUGUUUAUCUAAAGCCUGAGGUGAACAAGAAGAAAGAAUUGGCUAAGAAUGUCCAAUGUGCGUUGGAGUACACUACACUGCGCAGUGUGACCCAUGCUACUGAGAUUUGGUAUGAUCCUGAUCCUACGGGGACCAUCAUUGAAGAGGAUGUGGAAUUUGUCCAGUCCUAUUAUGAAAUGCCUGAUGAGGAUAUCGACCCGGAUAAGAUUUCUCCUUGGCUGCUGCGUAUUGAGCUUGAUCGUGAGAUGAUGGUUGAUAAGAAUUUGAGCAUGGCUGAUAUCGCUGAGAAGAUCAACAGCGAGUUUGAUGAUGACUUAUCAUGCAUAUUUAGCGAUGAUAAUGCAGAUAAGCUUAUCCUUCGUCUGCGCAUCGCAAAUGAUGAAGCUUUGAAUGGAGAUAUGAAAGACGAGUCUGCGGAUGAUGAUGUCUUCCUCAAGAAGAUAGAGAGUAACAUGCUGACAGAGAUGGCUCUUCAAGGCAUUCCGGAUAUUCACAAGGUGUUCAUCAAAGAAGUUAAGAUUAAUAAAUUUGAUGAAAAUGGUGGUUUCAAACCAGUUCAAGAAGUGAUGCUUGAUACGGAUGGUGUCAAUCUCUUAGCUGUCAUGUGCCACGAGGACGUUGAUUCCACAAGAACAACAAGUAACCAUUUGAUUGAAGUGAUUGAGGUUCUUGGAAUUGAGGCUGUCCGUCGGGCCCUCUUGGAUGAACUUCGGGUGGUCAUAUCUUUUGAUGGAUCCUAUGUAAACUAUAGGCAUCUGGCCAUUCUUUGCGAUACAAUGACAUAUAGAGGUCAUCUGAUGGCAAUUACAAGGCAUGGUAUCAAUCGCAAUGACACAGGACCUCUAAUGAGAUGUUCUUUUGAAGAGACUGUGGAUAUCUUGCUUGAUGCUGCUGCGUAUUCUGAAUCUGACUACCUGAAAGGUGUCACAGAGAACAUUAUGCUUGGCCAGCUUGCUCCUAUUGGUACUGGAGGCUUCACACUAUUUCUGAAUGACCAGAUGCUGAAACAGGUCAUUGAACUUCAACUCCCAAGCUAUUUGGAAGGUGACUUUAGCAUGACACCAGCACCACCCCUCUCUGGAACACCAUAUCCUGAUGGAAUGAUGUUGCCAAGUUAUCUGAUGAGUCCGGACUUCAGGGCUUCCCCCAUUGAUACAAAUGCUUCUUUCUCGCCAUAUGUCAGGCAUAUGUCAUUAUCACCUGUCCCUUCACAAGGUUAUUCUCAAUGCUCAGGAGGAUACAAUCCAAGUCCUAGCUCAGAAGACAGUUACAACCCCAUUUCUCCAUCGUACACUCCUGUAUCACCAAUUUAUACUCCUAUUUCUCAAGCAUACACUCCUGCAUCACUGCUUAAUGCUCCUACUUCAACAUCAUAUAGUUCAGCAAGUCCAAUUUACACCCCAACGAGCCCAGUUUACUCACAGAUUCCUUCAUACUCACCCACAACUCCAAUUUACAAUCCUGUAUCUCCUAGUUAUAGUCCUACAUCAAGCUAUAAUCCUGCUUCUCCAAAUUACAGUCCCACUUCGCCAGUUUAUAGUCCAACCAUGGCAACAUAUAGCCCUACAUCUCCUGUAUACAGCCCCACAGUGCCUUCAUAUAGCCGAACAUCACCAUUGUAUAGCCCUACUUCUCCAUCAUACAGCCCUUCAUCGCCCUCAUACAGCCCAGCAUCACCUACGUACAGCCCUACAUCGCCUGGUUACAGCCCGACCUCACCAAAUUACAGCCCAACAUCGCCAAACUACUGCCCAACUUCACCAAGCUAUAAUCCUUCAUCUGCCAAAUAUUCUCUGAGCACUUACUCUCCAAGCAACCCAAGAAUGACUCCAGACAGCAAGAUUUCUCCAGACUACAGCCCAACUUCACCCACAUACUCACCGAUUUCACCAACCUAUUCACUAUCAAGUCCGUCAUACAACCCCAGCAGCCCAAUUGACAACUCUGGAGGACCUAGUCCAGAUUACAGUCCAACUUCUCCAAAUUACAGCCCUAGUAGAAGCGACUCCACUGCGUCGGACUAGUCUCCAGUUUCACUCUCCAAGCUGACUGAGAGCACUUGUGAAGCGGCGAGAAAAGGUUGUUGAUGGCUGCAGAGGAAGAAUGGAAUCCAUCGCCCUACAGUUUUGUUUCUUUCUGAUUCUGUACAGUUAAUGACUGAGCGAUAUAGACGAACGGCAGAAACCAACAUGGGGGUCCUGGUUCUCGAACUCUUGAAACUAUUGUAGAUGGCCAAAUGGUGUCUUGCAGGAAUUCCAAGAUUGUAGUCACU
Panicum virgatum (switchgrass) is the source of this 5770-nucleotide messenger RNA. RefSeq names its product DNA-directed RNA polymerase II subunit RPB1-like. Gene Ontology annotation, cellular component: RNA polymerase II, core complex. The coding region runs from base 90 to 5522 and encodes 1810 amino acids. The transcript is spliced from 14 exons. The record is from RefSeq and is a predicted model, not a curated record. Gene Ontology annotation, molecular function: DNA binding. Gene Ontology annotation, biological process: transcription by RNA polymerase II. Lineage: Eukaryota; Viridiplantae; Streptophyta; Magnoliopsida; Poales; Poaceae.